Aspergillus aculeatus ATCC 16872 is the source of this 661-nucleotide messenger RNA. RefSeq lists its product as uncharacterized. Bases 89 to 436 code for a protein of 115 amino acids. The transcript has 3 exons. The record is from RefSeq and is a predicted model, not a curated record. NCBI's taxonomy places the organism in Eukaryota, Fungi, Ascomycota, Eurotiomycetes, Eurotiales, Aspergillaceae.
UUCCAUCCUCUCUCUAGCUCCGCAUCAUUACGUCUUGUUUGCUACCAUUAAUUCAGCCAUUUUCCGGACGCAUAAACUCUAAGUCGAUAUGGAUCUGCUUCAGUUUGCUUGCGUUUUGGUCAUCGACCUCUGCGCCCUAUACCACCGCUACACCGACGGACACUGGUCAAGACCAGCACUCUCCUGUGUGGCGUUCACGCAUGUCGGUCUAUUGAUCCAUGUCUUGCUGGAGACGCUGAAACAACAGAUGAGCCAUCUCCCCGUGAAGGCCGGGCUCGAGCUCUGGGAGUACUUGGUGGGGGUCAUGAAGGCCAAGUCCGACGCCAGUUCCUACACUUUGACCUAUGGGGCGGAUGUAGAUUGGUCUAAGCUACUGGGCUAUGCGUACAAGGCGCCUGUCAACCACGGCGGAAAAGUGCGUGACGACGCUGCAUAAAAGUGGGGACUACUGUUGGAUGCUGUGAGUUAGGACACGGAGCCAUAUUACACAGUGAGCUGCGCUUGAGUGCGGAACCAAGUGUAUAUCUUGUGCAUUCGGAGGAUUGUUGAGUUUGAUAGACUGUGGGCAUGUGGUACCUAGCACGCUUUCUCAAGAGUAGCCUGAUCGCUAUUGUUUUUACUACUCGCAAGUAUUUACUGUUUCGAUCUUCGAGUCUCUGCU